CAGACGAAAAACGCGAAAACAGUGCAUGGGAUUAAUUUUACUAAUGUUUUAAUUCAUAAAAUUAUCGAUUUCCAUUUGAUUGAUAUUGUCUUGUAAAUGUGAGAUUAGUCUGUAUUUUGUGUGUUAAUUUUGCCAUGAGUGUGUGAAGUUCGCGUCUAAAAUGUCGGGCUCGAGUAGCAGCAAGAAUCAUUCUAAAAAGUCGAGCAGUAGUCGCGAUAGAAACAAGUCUAUCGCUUCUGAAUCUGGCGGUUCCAGCCAGUGCGAUACACCACCACUGAUUGAGAAGGAUGGAAGUACGUCACAAGGCAGAUUUGCUGGAGUGGGGCCGGACUCCAUUGUGUGCAUGGCGGAGCAGGUGGCCUGUGAACUCAAUCCAGAAGCCGCCGCAAAUCUUGCCGAAGAUGUCAGCUACAAACUGCGACAGACGAUUAGCACAAUAGCACUGCACAGUGAGAUGUUCAAGAAGACCCGGGUAGACAGCUGGGACGUGAACACGGUGAUGAGCCUCACGGACACCAGCCCAGUGGUCGGUACAUCUGUCACCCAGUACGUGCCCCUCGGUGAUGAGAAGUUGUGCUGCCCAGUUGAUACACUUAUAAACGUAACCGAAGCGGCGCUAACGCCGCAAAGCUACGUGUUCUCGACCCUGCCCACCGUGUCCGUCGAGUGGAUCACCGACGAGAAAAGUCUGAAUAACAAUAGCAAUAUAAGCGUUAGUUUACAAAAUUAUUACACUAAAGUAGCCAGAGCAAUAUUGAAUCUGAAGAAGAAACCGAAAGAAAUAGCGGUGGAAGAUCUCACAAAGAACACACGGAUCGGGCCGAUAUUCCCAAACCUAUUCAACUUGGCGGUGCUGGUUCUCAACGACGAUAACCUGAAUGCCCUGAACGUGCCAGCGAAGAAACCGCUGCAGUCAAACGUUCUGGACAUGGUGGAUGCUCUCUGUUCUAAUCCGUGCAGCUUAGACACCAAUAUACAGCAACAGUUCCAACGGUUAUUUCCAGUGAUGGUGUCAAAUAUUUUAGGAAAUGGAUCAUUAUCAGAUAAAAUGGUUGCAAUACUCACGAAAAUCACACGUACCUGGCCUUCUUUUAUAGCAAUAGGUAAAAGCAUACUCUUUGACUACCUAGCGCAAGGCACUAAAGAGCGACUGACCGCACCCAUGAUAAAGUGCGUCAUUGCUCUAGGAAGAAGGGCGCUUAUAGAGUGCCUGGAUGACCAUCUGCAACACUUAGAUGAGUGGAUGCACACUCCCAGGAGGAAUCAUCUGCUGCCUGACCUUAGGGAGACUAUACUCGACGCAUCGACCUGCCUGCUCAGAUCUGAGCCCACCACGUACCUAGAAGACUACGUGUCCACCGACUACGCGCUUUAUGAAAUGCUCGGCGACUCCAUCUUACCGCGGCGGACUCUAUUCCCUUUACAAAAACCAGACGCAGACGAAGAUGACGAAAUAGAAAAGACAUCUGUGGAAGACAUGCCAUACAUUCCGGUGCGGCCCGUCAUCCCCCGACCUAAAGUGCGGUUCAUCCCCACUCUACCCCGCCUCAGGAACUGUCUCCACAGAGACCUAAUAUUCGAACCCACACGCUUCGACCCAUCACAAUGCAUCAGGAUCAAAAUCAAAAACUGCAGGUCCCUGGAAGUCGCAAGCAGGAUACAAAAUAUACACACAAACUCCUACAUCACCCCCCGAAGCAAUGUAGCGGUGGCGGCCAGCGGUCUCCUAAACAGAUUUAGGUUCAGAUUAAAGGAUCCCAACGACGCCUUUCCUUUAUUAGGAGCUUUAAUUAUUUAGUGUAUUUUAAGCGAAAUAUAAAUUAUUUUUUCCAAU
Molecule: messenger RNA, 1834 nt
Organism: Ostrinia nubilalis (European corn borer)
Lineage: Eukaryota; Metazoa; Arthropoda; Insecta; Lepidoptera; Crambidae
Exons: 9
Coding region: 161-1798 (545 amino acids)
Biological process (GO): RNA polymerase II preinitiation complex assembly; transcription initiation at RNA polymerase II promoter
Cellular component (GO): transcription factor TFIID complex; SLIK (SAGA-like) complex; SAGA complex
Molecular function (GO): protein heterodimerization activity; transcription coactivator activity; RNA polymerase II general transcription initiation factor activity
Source: RefSeq, a predicted model, not a curated record